AAAAAUUUGUGAAAAUAAAAAUGGUGAAAAAGUGAAAAAUUAAAAAAAAAAAAAUAUAUUGAAAAAUAAUUUUGUAUUUUACUUACAUAAAGUAUAUUAUAAAACAAAGGAAAUUGUACAAUAUUUAAGUAUAACAGAAAAAAAAAUAUAAUAAUAAUAAAAAUUAUAAUCAAAUAAAACAACAAUAAAUAUUAAAAUAAACCGAAAAUUUAUUUUAAGAAAUACUCGUUAAUUCUCGCCAACAAUAGCAACACAAAAAGAAUAAUAAACAAAAAAAAAUAGAAGGGGGUGCAAAAGGGGAUACCCUUAAUAUAAUUUCACAUUUUUCAAAUAUUCAUUUUUUUUUUUAAUACGAGAAAAAUUUUAAUAUACUUAUAAAGUAAAUAUUUUUAUGAAUAAAUAUUAUGAAUUAUGGGUACUCAGUAUUUAAUUUAUAUAUAAUAAGUACAUAAUAUACUUAUAAUAUGUAUAUAUAUACGUGUGUAUACAUAAAUUCAAAAAUUGUAUGUUAAACAAAAUGUAAUAUUUAUUUUUCUUUUAUUAAUUUAAUAAUCAGAGCUUUUAAAACAAAAAGAAAAAAUAGAAAAAUAAAGAAAAAGAACAAGAAAAAAUUAAUUAGUGAGCGAUUAUAUCAGUGUUUUAAUAAUAGUGUGUUUUUGAGAACACAAUUUAAAUUAUUUUUUUAAAAUUGAUUUUAUCAUACAAUUCAACUAUUUAAUUAUUUUGUAUUCUAUAUUAAAAAUUAAUAAAUAAUAAUAAACAAUUUGGAUGUAUACAUGUUUUUAUCAAAGUGGUGCUAUCUAUAGCCAACAAAUAAAGAUGUCUGCCGGCGCCCAAUUGCAGAUGGCACCCCAAACGACGACGGCCAUAGUCCAUCAUCAACAUCACCAACACCAUUAUUCUCAGCAGCAGCAGCCACAACCGCAGCAGCCACAGCAAUUGCAACCAAACGUACAGCCACAGCAAAAUUCUAUUCAUUUACAGCAUCAGCAUCAGCAAGUUACAAACGUAGCACAACAACAAACAUUAAUCCAUCAACAUCAUCAACAGCAAACUUCUCAACCUUUAUCACAAUCAUCUCAAACAGCAAAUCAACAUUUUCAAAAUUUUAAUCCUGCAGUAGUUAAUCAGCAGCAACAGCAGUCUGUGGUUGGAGCCUUGCACCAAGUUGUACAAGCUCCACCACAACAGCCUCAACCACCUCAACAGCAGCCGCAACAACAACCGCCACAACCACCACAACAGCAGCAACCUCCAACAGUUCCCGGUGCGCACCCAGGUGUUGCCCAUCAUAUUUUAUCCAAUCACGAUUCAAAUAUGAGUACUGGUUCAACUCAUAGUGAAAAGGAUAAUCAAGAACUAGUACAUUCAACAUUAGGACAUAAUUUGAUUGGUAAUAAUUCGGUAAAUAAUAAUAAUAACGGAAGUGUUGCUGGUCAUAUGACUGCUGGCGAUAUGGUUAUAGUCGGAACGACUGGUUCAACUGGAACUGGCGGAGGCGGGGCAGGAUCUGGUAAUAAUAGUGGAGGUAGUGGGCGAAGUAGUCAUUCACAUCAUCAUGAAAAACUGCCGCGAACACCGUCUGAUUCAAGGAAACGAAAAAGAAAAGCUCCACCACCAUCAGCAGAUGAUAGUGGAGGUGGUGGUGUAGCUGGAAAUAUUUUAGGGAGUGGUAAUUUAGGUACAACAAAUUUAAAUUUAGGUCAAGAUCGAAUUAGUAUGCCAACAAUGGGUGGUAGUAAAAAUGCACGUCUACCAUUACAACUUAGCGAUAGCAAAAAAAUUAAUGAUUACUUUAAUAAACAUCCUGGUAAUAGUCCCAUGCGACAACAUUCCACUGGAAAUGGUGGUAAUGUUGCUGGUGGUGGAGGAGGCGGUGGUGGAGGUCCUGGUGCAACAACACCAGGUGGUGCUAAAUCACCGUCACAACAACAUAGUAGUUAUCAACUAUUUCCGCCUAGUCCACAACAACCAUCAUUAAGUAGUUUAGUUGGUACACCGCCAAUAAGCACGGCGACUUCUGUUGGUGAAUUUCAUUAUAAUCAAAAAAAUCGCCAAACUUCCAAUAUGGUUCCUCCACAAUCGCCAAUAGGUGUUUUACCACCAUCUUGUGGUUCAGUGAUAGGGGGCACUCAAGUGCUGAAUGCAGCAGUUGCACCACAAUUAGUUGUAGCUAAUUGUGGUCCACCACCACCUCCACCCCCACAAUUGGUGACAUCACAAGCAUCUCAAGCGCAGCAGCCCCAACAACCACAACAGCAAGUUGUUCAAACGUCUCAACCACAAUCAUCAUUAGCAUCACAGCAAACAACUCAAACGUUAACAACAUCCAGUCAACAACCAACGCAAAAUUCACUACAAAAUCAAUCACAAACGAAUUUAGUUGUACAUCAUAGUUUAUCAAUUCAACAACAGCAACAACAAUCUUUACAGCAUCUUCAGCAACAAAUAUCAAUGCAAACUAAAUCAACUCAAACAGAUUUUUCUCUAUUAGACAUGCAGGAACGAGACACCGAUUUAGAAACUUAUAAAACUAAAAUUGAGGAUCUGACUCGAUUAAAUGAUGAACAGAAAAUGCAAAUAUCAUCACAAUCAAAAACAAUUGAUCAGCACAAAAGUCAUAUUAACAAAUGUAUUGAUGUUGUAAAAAAAUUGCUCAAGGAGAAAUCAAAUAUUGAGAAAAAAGAAGCUAGACAAAAAUGUAUGCAAAAUCGUUUAAGGUUAGGACAGUUUGUUACACAAAGGGUGGGUGCAACAUUCCAAGAAAAUUGGACUGAUGGAUACGCAUUUCAAGAACUAGCAAGAAGGCAAGAAGAAAUUUCAGCUGAACGUGAAGAAAUUGAUCGUCAAAAGAAAUUAUUGACUAAGAAACGACCUGUAACGGAGACUGGACGUGGCAAACGUAAUAAUAGCAAUUCAAAUUCAGGUGGGAACACAAUAACUGCUGGAAAUAAUGCAGACAGAACCGGUUCGAGUAAUCCAGAUAGAGUAGGACGUGGAGCUGAACGUGGAAAUAAUUCAAGUGGUAUAGGUUCGACUGUGGGUGAUAACAGUAAUUCGGCAGUUAAUCAGUCAAGUAAUUUGCAUAAUGGUGGCUCGGAUACAACGUUCCUAAAACCAGAUCCAGUUUCAACAUCCUCAUCGUCAUCGGGCGGUUAUACUGCUCAGGAAUAUUAUGAAUGUGAUGAAAUAUUAAAAUUAAGGCAAAAUGCACUGAAAAAAGAAGAUGCAGAUUUGCAAUUAGAAAUGGAAAAAUUAGAACGUGAAAGAAAUUUACAUAUUAGGGAGUUAAAAAGGAUAUUAAAUGAAGAUCAGUCAAGGUUUAAUAACCACCCAGUGUUAAAUGAUAGGUAUUUAUUACUGAUGCUACUUGGUAAAGGUGGAUUCUCAGAAGUGCACAAAGCUUUUGAUUUGAAAGAGCAAAGAUAUGUCGCAUGUAAGGUACAUCAGUUAAAUAAAGACUGGAAAGAGGACAAGAAGGCUAAUUAUAUAAAACAUGCUUUAAGAGAAUACAAUAUUCAUAAGGCUUUAGAUCACCCAAGAGUUGUUAAGUUAUAUGACGUGUUUGAAAUUGAUGCAAAUUCAUUCUGUACUGUGUUAGAGUAUUGUGAUGGUCACGACUUAGAUUUUUAUUUAAAACAACAUAAGACAAUACCGGAACGUGAAGCUAGAUCUAUAAUCAUGCAGGUUGUGUCAGCAUUAAAGUAUUUAAAUGAAAUUAAACCUCCAGUUAUACAUUAUGAUUUGAAACCCGGUAACAUUUUACUGACAGAAGGAAAUGUAUGUGGUGAAAUUAAAAUUACAGAUUUCGGCCUAUCGAAAGUGAUGGAUGAAGAAAAUUAUAAUCCAGAUCAUGGUAUGGAUCUAACGUCCCAAGGUGCUGGAACGUAUUGGUAUUUACCUCCAGAAUGCUUUGUUGUUGGCAAAAAUCCACCAAAAAUUUCAUCAAAAGUUGAUGUUUGGAGUGUUGGUGUAAUUUUUUAUCAAUGUUUGUAUGGAAAGAAACCAUUUGGCCAUAAUCAAUCACAGGCAACAAUAUUAGAAGAAAAUACAAUACUAAAAGCAACUGAGGUUCAGUUUUCAAAUAAACCAGCAGUUUCAAGUGAAGCAAAGAGUUUUAUUCGAGGCUGCUUAGCAUAUAGAAAAGAAGAUCGUAUGGAUGUGUUUUCACUUGCAAGAUCCGAAUAUUUACAACCACCUCAGCCAAAGCAUAAUAGACAGUCUUUAAAUCAACAACAACAACAGCAACAACAACAACAAUCUUCAUCUCAGCAACAAUCGCAAGGUAAUGUUGGUCAAACAUCAUUUUCAACGGGAAUGUUUGGUAAUUUAAAUCAAUCAAGUUCAUCCUAGCUAUCUAGACGUAAUUCUAAUUCGUAAUUGGCAU
This is a messenger RNA of Condylostylus longicornis, 4387 nucleotides long. It is a transcript of the gene Tlk, whose product is annotated as serine/threonine-protein kinase tousled-like 1. The coding region runs from base 769 to 4353 and encodes 1194 amino acids. NCBI's taxonomy places the organism in Eukaryota, Metazoa, Arthropoda, Insecta, Diptera, Dolichopodidae. Gene Ontology annotation, molecular function: ATP binding; protein serine/threonine kinase activity. Gene Ontology annotation, cellular component: nucleus. The transcript is spliced from 8 exons. Gene Ontology annotation, biological process: chromosome segregation; peptidyl-serine phosphorylation; intracellular signal transduction. The record is from RefSeq and is a predicted model, not a curated record.